GCCGUCCAAUUCCCAUCGCAACCAGGCAUGCGGACGCUGAAGUGCCCGUGCAAGGCGCGCAAGUGCGACGAGUGCAAGGGCUGCGUCAAGUGCCAGUGCCACUGCCAUGGGCCGCCACCGCGCCUGCCUGCCGAGAAGCGGCCCACGAAGGUCAAGAAGCCGCCCAAGGUCAAGACGCCUCGCACCAGCAACGGCGACGACCCGACGCCCAAGCGGCGCCAGUUGACCAUGGACGAGCUCAUGCAGCCGCGGCGACGGUCAUCGAGCGGCGAGAAAAAGGCCGCUGAAGAUGCUGUGGACACGCUCGAGGAUGCUGCGGACGACGCCGACGACGUGCAGCCACGCCGAUCGUCCCGGUCGCAGAGCGUCGUGGACCAAGGAGACGAGCCAGACACACCAGCCGUCGCAACGGACGAGACUGCUGCCGCGGAUAAUGUAGAUGCAAACGUAGUGGAUGACGGUGGUGAAAGCACCGCUGUUGAACCGGUGCCCGAAGAACCCGUGGUCGUGCCCGAACCGAUGAGCCUCGAGGACCAGCUGCAAGCGCUCAUGGACCGCAGAGAGACCGAGGUGAGCGAGCUCGCGGCGCUCGAGCGGCAGAUCUUUGAGCUCGAAGGCGCGUACUUGCGGCGCAACCAGCACGCUGGCAACAUUGCGAAGGGCUGGGCGCCGGCCAAGACCUUUAUCGCCGAGGUCAUGAAGGACCAGCUCCUGGAGCUCGAGCUCUCGGGCGAGAAUCCGCCCGACAUGACGCGGGCCGAAGAAGACGCCGUGAGCCAGCAGCGCAUCUUUUCGUUUUCGUCCACGUCGUCGCCAGCAGAGCUCUUAGCGCAGCAGUGGGUCGAGCACAAGUCUUCGGACGAGCUCUUGGCCUUGCGCCUCGCAUCGGCGCCCGUCAGCCGAGCGCUGCGCAAGCGGGAGCUCACAGUCGACACGACCGAGAGCAGCCCGUCGCCCGACGAAGGCUCUUCGUCGUCGGCCAAGCCCCGAUCCAAGUCGAAGCGAAAGCGAUAGCUGUAUUGCCCCAGAAAUCAAUGUACCUUCAUCCAAAACCUAUCCCGUGUCAACGAUCCGCC
This is a messenger RNA of Saprolegnia parasitica CBS 223.65, 1076 nucleotides long. RefSeq lists its product as hypothetical. Bases 28 to 1014 code for a protein of 328 amino acids. Gene Ontology annotation, cellular component: histone acetyltransferase complex. The transcript has a single exon. The record is from RefSeq and is a predicted model, not a curated record. Lineage: Eukaryota; Oomycota; Saprolegniomycetes; Saprolegniales; Saprolegniaceae.